Cucurbitaria berberidis CBS 394.84 is the source of this 1572-nucleotide messenger RNA. Its product is annotated as VPS28-domain-containing protein. NCBI's taxonomy places the organism in Eukaryota, Fungi, Ascomycota, Dothideomycetes, Pleosporales, Cucurbitariaceae. The record is from RefSeq and is a predicted model, not a curated record. Gene Ontology annotation, molecular function: protein-containing complex binding. Bases 1 to 1572 code for a protein of 523 amino acids. Gene Ontology annotation, biological process: protein transport to vacuole involved in ubiquitin-dependent protein catabolic process via the multivesicular body sorting pathway. The transcript is spliced from 4 exons. Gene Ontology annotation, cellular component: ESCRT I complex.
AUGAGCGACACAUGCUCAAGCGGAAGCUUGCUGGAGCAUCACCAGCACACCGAGGUCAAGCUGUCCACAACGAAUGCUGAACGCGACCUAAAUGACUCAUUGGCCGAGAUAUAUAGCAUCAUUGUCACUGUUGAUGCCAUUGAGAAGGCCUAUCUGAAAGAUUCAAUCGCUGAGGCCGACUACACCGAGACAUGCAACCGACUAUUGAAGCAGUACAAGUCUAAUCUUGCAAACGAGGCAGUCGCUCGAGCAUUUGGCGAUUUGGAACAGUUUACAAAGGAAUGGCAUAUGGAAUGCCCUCGAGCUACCGAACGACUACGCGUAGGCAUACCAGCCACCGUCGAACAAGGGCCCUCAAAGUCAGCCCAGCAAGGCGACUUUGCCGACGCAACCCUCGUGGUCAAUGCGACCGAAACCUUUAUCACCCUACUAGAUGCUAUCAAGAUCGGCCUCGUGGAAAAGGAUACGUUACAUCCGCUGCUCGUCGAGAUCAUACAAGCGGUCAAUAAGGUCACAGAUAAGGACUUUGAGAGCAAGGGCAAGAUUGUGCAGUGGCUCAUCACUUUGAAUCAGAUGCGGGCAGCCGAGAAGUUGAACGAUGAGCAGGCGCGAGAGUUUCAGUUCGAUAUGGAACAAGCAUACUACGGCUUCAAGACCACAUUGAAGAAGGAGGAAAUAGCAGGGCCUCAAGUCAACCCAGAAGGUGUAACACGAUACCUGACAAGCAUUGUGAGCAGCGGCCUCCGGUGGAUAGAAGAUGAAGAGGCCAAAGAGGAGAUAUGGAAUCAGGCUAGUUCGCGACUCAGCGAGCGGUCUGGCCGGUCAGCUAUGGGCGCCAUGUCGCGCAAGUUCCGAAUCCCCUCGCCUUCCGGCUCGUUCGAGCUUAGUAUCCACGAGCCUGCUCUCACUGGGGACGAAUUGGGCUUGAAGACGUGGGCAGCCUCCUAUUUACUCGCCAAGCGCCUGCAGACUUUCCGUCUUGUCCCAGCGAACAUAGAAGAGAAGCCUCAGGUUCUAGAGCUUGGAUCAGGUACUGGAUUAGUAGGACUCGCAAUGGCAGCCCUGGGGGCCCAUGUCGUUCUCACGGAUUUGCCCAGCAUAUGCUCAAAUCUUGCGCGCAAUGCGCAAGACAACUCUGAAGUCGUAAGUCAAAACGGUGGAUCUACACGAACAGCUAUCCUCGAUUGGACAAAUCCCACCUCCUGCGAGCUUUACUCAGACAGCUCCAGCGACGAAGAAGCAAUCACAGCAAGGUUUCCCUUGAUCCUCGCUGCUGACUCAUUAUAUUCUCCUCACCAUCCGCGCAUGCUAGUCGAUACUAUCAAAUUGUGGCUCUCCAAAGCCACCAAUUCCACGGUCAUCGUAGAGUUCCCGUAUAGGGAUGCAUAUCUACCUGAGAUCAAGGAUUUCCGCCAGCGAAUGAUUGGCAUUGGACUACAAGUAAUGGACGAAGGUGAAGAGAAGGGCUACGAUGACUGGGGCCGGUCUGGAGCGAACAAUGACCAAGACGAAAGUACGCUCGUGACUUGUUGGUGGUCUCGUUGGGGUUGGGAAAUGUCGCACACCAGCUGA